AUGAAAGAGGGUGGUGACGAUGAUGGAGGUGGUGACGGUGGUAGUUGGAGGAUGGUGUCUGCUGUCAUUAUUAACGUCAAUUUGUCGCCGUUUCAGACGCGUUUCGCCAACCGACACACACAAAUUCAAUAUUCGACGCACAUAUCAUUUUGUGACAACGCGACUUGGAUUGAAGCCGAUUCGGCAAUCACCGAUUCAACGACCAGCUCAUGUGCCGAUUGCUGUUGCCUUGUUGGACAAGGGUGCACGAGGAAUUCCAGCAUGGACCAUCCUCUCUACCUCACUCACCUUGUCAUCACUUUGCACAUCAUGCCAUCAUCACAAACGCUACUGCCGCCAAUGAUCUGGGCACGAUCAAUGCAGACGACUAAGAGGGCGCUACCUCGUCCUUCGGUCGUUCAAACUUGCACUCGCACCGUGUCAUCGACCGCUUCACGUCCACUCGCACAACCUCCAUCUCAGUCACAAACCGAAUCUGAAGAGCUCAAUGAAGCACAGCGUUACCUUGCAAAUAAAGCAGCUCGCAAAACGCAGCGGGCGAGCAACCCUACUGGCGCCUCUGCAAGACACGCUUCACUCUACAGUCAGCUGUUUCCCGCUCUGUUACGCAUCCUCGCAUACGGCAGCAGCGCCUACUUUGGUCUACAUCUACUCUGGAACAUCCUCGAUCGAGAUGAGCAAACACAACUCAUGACAACGCAGACGAGUGCGCUCGAAUCUACUGCCAGAAGCAUCGCAGCCAAGGUGGACGAGGCCGUUCGCCAAGCAGAUCCGGCUGCCUCGUCGUCAAACACCCAAGAAAAUUCAAAGGCAAAGAGAUCGUGGUACUGGCCCUUUUGA
Pseudozyma hubeiensis SY62 is the source of this 840-nucleotide messenger RNA. RefSeq lists its product as hypothetical. NCBI's taxonomy places the organism in Eukaryota, Fungi, Basidiomycota, Ustilaginomycetes, Ustilaginales, Ustilaginaceae. The record is from RefSeq and is a predicted model, not a curated record. Bases 1 to 840 code for a protein of 279 amino acids. The transcript has a single exon.